This is a messenger RNA of Penicillium antarcticum, 198 nucleotides long. RefSeq lists its product as uncharacterized. The record is from RefSeq and is a predicted model, not a curated record. The transcript has 2 exons. The coding region runs from base 1 to 198 and encodes 65 amino acids. Lineage: Eukaryota; Fungi; Ascomycota; Eurotiomycetes; Eurotiales; Aspergillaceae.
AUGUCUCGCUCCGCAAAGGACCUCCAGUUUAGCAGUGAUGCCGAGUCCGACCAUCCAGACCACAAUACCGUUGACCAUUCGAAGGUCACUAAUCGUGGAGCGCCAGCUCGUCACAGUCGUCGUCAACGAUCUGAGCAACAUCCCACAUACUUCGACUACCGGAUCAAAUGGUCGCUCGACAUCCAGACAUUGAAAUAA